AUGGCUUCUUCACGAGGCCACCAGCCUGGAGGCCACGGCUUCGAUGAGGAGGAGCUCUCCAUGUCGCUCUCGCCCUCUCAGAUUCGACGCAACAACCAGGGCCCCCAAGUCCCCUCCAUCAACGUCUCCCACCCGGUCGCCGAAUCCUCCAGCAGCAGAGCACGAGCUGGCUCGGUCAACCUUGCCAAGGCGAAGCUGGAGAAGGCCCGAACCGAGUCCCGAGUGGGCGCAUACAAUGUCAUCCGAACCCUGGGCGAGGGCUCCUUUGGCAAAGUCAAGCUCGCAGUACAUCGCAUGACCGGCCAGCAGGUCGCUCUGAAGAUCAUAGCCCGCAAGAAGUUGAUCAGUAGGGACAUGGUUGGUCGCGUCGAGCGUGAGAUUGAGUAUCUUCAACUCCUCCGACACCCCCACAUCAUCAAGCUCUACACGGUGAUCAAGACUCAAAAUGAAAUCAUCAUGGUCUUGGAGUAUGCCGGCGGGGAGCUGUUCGAUUACAUCGUAUCACACGGCAAGCUGGACGAGCAACAGGCCCGCCGCUUCUUCCAGCAGAUGAUAUGCGCCGUCGAAUACUGUCAUCGACACAAAGUUGUGCACCGAGACCUGAAACCCGAGAACCUGCUGCUCGACGAACAACUGAACGUCAAAAUUGCCGACUUCGGUCUUAGUAACAUCAUGACGGAUGGAAACUUCCUCAAGACAAGUUGUGGAAGCCCCAAUUACGCGGCGCCAGAAGUUAUUAGCGGAAAGCUGUAUGCGGGCCCCGAGGUCGAUGUUUGGAGCUGCGGUGUCAUUCUGUAUGUGCUGCUGGUGGGCAGACUGCCUUUCGACGACGACCAUAUUCCUAGCCUGUUCGCCAAGAUUCAACGGGGUGUCUUCACUGUACCGCAUUGGGUCGCGUCAGACGCUGCGGCUCUGAUCCGCAGAAUGCUCCAGACCAACCCGGUCCAACGAGCAACCAUUGACGAUAUCAAACAAGACUCGUGGUUUUGGACGGACCUGCCUCCCUACCUCACCCCGCCGGUCGAGGAAUUCCUCAACACUGGUGUCGACCCCAACAGGUCGAUCAAGCCAAGUGAUAUUGCACCCCACGCGUCUGCCAAGGUUCAAGAAAAGCUGCACAACGAGGUCACCGAGAAGAUAAGCAAGACGAUGGGUUACGGCAAACGAGAUGUUCAAGAGGCACUCGAAGCUGCUGAGCCAUCUGCGAUCAAGGACGCCUACAUGAUUGUGCGCGAGAACAAGCUGAUGCAAGUCAACCCUUCGUACGGCAAAGGAGCGGACAACCCGUACUUUGCGACCUCUCCCCCACCCUCAGAUCACGAGGAAAACAUGCGAAGCGUCUCAGAAGCCAUGGGUGAUGUCAAGCUCGACAAGGGAAAGCAGCGGGAGGAGUCGUCCGAGUACGCAGCCGACCCUCAGGCAAGCCCUGUAGCCGAUUCUACUCGAUCUACCACCUCGACCAUUGCUAGCAGCAGUUCCCCACGUGGAUACGUGAGCCGCGUUGGUAUCUUGCCGACAAGUCUACCUGCUCUGCACAGAGAGUACCUUGAACGCCAGAAUGCAGGUUUCGAAGAACCCCUCAAUUCUCAGCCGAUGCCCGACGUUCCUCUUCAGCCGAUGCCUGAUGUUCCUCUUCAGCCUAGAACGCCUGCUGAACAACAAGAAGCGGUCCGCCGCCUUAAGCCUCACUCGAAGAGCGCCGUCCGAGUCGACGAUAACAACGCCCGCCCACAAGGGAUGACUCCGGUGGCGUCGAAGAAGCCUAAGCCAGUCCGCUGGCAAUUCGGUAUUCGAUCUAGAAACGCGCCGUUUGAAGCUCUCUUGUGCAUCUACAAGGCGCUGUCGAAGCUCGGUGCGUCGUGGGUAUUGGAUGAGAACUACCACGAGGUGCAUGGCAACCAACCAGAUUCUCAUCGAUUCCGUGGCAAGAUUGAGAAGGUCAACCCGUACGAAGGCAUUCCUCCGGAAGAAAUCGAUCUCAAGACUUUCGAUGUCUGCAAGUACUACAACUUGCCCGCUGACCCCUGGCAUAUCGUUUGUCGUUGGCGUAAAGAUGACCUCCGCAAGAGCUCGGUCUCUUCUGGCAAUUCCAGCGCCGAGGCCGCUUCCGAGGAGAACACGUACAUCUUCUCUGGCAUGGAUAAGCGCCAGCAAGACUUUGUCUGGAUGCGAAUGGAUAUCCAGAUCUACGAGAUGGAACUUGGUGUCUACCUCGUAGACUUCAAGUGCUCCGGUUACGAACGAGUUGAUGGGACUCUGCUUGAGGACAAGGACGUUAUGAGCCCCUUUCCUUUCCUCGACAUGGCUGCCCAGCUGAUCAUGCAACUCGCCGAGGCUGAUUAG
Molecule: messenger RNA, 2343 nt
Organism: Anthostomella pinea
Lineage: Eukaryota; Fungi; Ascomycota; Sordariomycetes; Xylariales; Xylariaceae
Source: the annotation of a GenBank genome assembly